AUGUGUUUAACGCAUUCAAAAUGCUACAAAGGAUAGCACCUCUUCUGGGCACUUGCAGUUGCGCUUCCAGCAAUGAUAGUAUGGGGUCUUGGUAUCCCUUUUUUCGGUUUAGCUUUAUUACUAAGAAGUAAAAAGAAAUUGGAUCAGAUAAUAACAAGAUAAAAGCUAGGGUUUUUAUUUCGAGGAUACAAGAGAAAGUAUUACUAUUGGGAGAUAGUUAUUAUGUAUAGAAAGAUAUUCCUUAUUUUCAUUCAAGUUUUCUUGCUUCAAUACGGUAUCAUAACUCAAGCAAUGAUAGUUCUUAUUUUACUGAUAGGCUUUAUGGCUUUGAAUCUAACUCUAAGACCUUUUUAGACAAUUUCAUUAAAUGACCUUGAAACAUUAUCCGUUAUUACUUCUCUGACAACAAUUUACUGCGGAAUAUUUUUUAUCGUCUCAAUAAACAAUAUUGAUGGAUCGUAGGAAACUUCUUAAGAUAGCUUUUAAUUUACUUCAAAUGCUGCAUUUUUUACUUUUUGGCUCUAUAAAAUGAUAAGAGAAAUUAAGAACUUGCUCAUUAAGAAGUUUGGAAAACUCUAUACUAUGAUUUGUCUCUGUGGAAAUCAAUAAUAGUAUUAGAUGAUAUUAGAAAAUGCUAUAAUUGUAGAAGAUAAUGAUAUUAUGAGAGAGCAGUUCUCUGAAACUCUGAAAUAAAUUGACUAAUUGUGUGAUAAUGGAGUAUUAGUAUUGAACAAAAAGUCAUUAGAAAAACUACAAUUGUAUCUCUCAAUAAGUAAAAUUUUAGAUGCUGCGGGUAUUAUGCCUAAAGUUUAAUAUGAUCCUAAUAAAUAUAAGCGUUUCGUUAGAAUAAAAUCAAGAGCUAAUAAAAAGUUAAUUGAACAGGGAAAAAGAUUCAGUAAAGAGAAAGAGAUAGAUGAUGAUUUGGAGGUUGAUAUUAACUUUUCUGAUUAGUAGUUAGAUAUGUCAUAUGACUAAUUUCUCUCAAACAAUCAUGAAUUCCUAAGUAACUUCGAAAAAUCAGCUAAUCAAUCAAAAUUCUAAACUGAUUUGAGUGAUUAUAACUAUUUGAAAAAAUUGGGAGAAUUUAAUCCUAUAAAAACUGAAAUUGAUUUUAUGUCGGAAAAAUACAGAAAAUCAUCUUUGACACCCAAUCUGUAGCAAAGAAAAGUCAAACUUCAUGCAGCCAAGGCUGAAUUAUAAAGCAAUGAAAUACCCAUUUCUAAUUUAAACUAGGAACUAAAAAUUUCAUUCGAUGAUAAUUUAUCGAAUCUUAUUUAUAAUCCUAACAUGCCUUAAACUUUCAAUCACAGUGUUAGAAUGCAAAGCUAUGAAAACCUUGAGAACCUGUUAGAGCAAGAAAUCAAUGAUAAUGAAUUGAAAUAGAUUGGUGUUACUAUUGAUUAAGAAAAUGAGAAGCAAUAUUUGAGUCUUUUCAAGAAAACAUCUGAGAAAUAGAGUGUGUAAAUACUUAAUAAUAUGACUACAAUUACUUCUUCAAGGUUCCAUAAAAAUAAAAUUACUCAUAAAAAGAAGAGGAUUAGAGAUUAGAGUGCUAAUGCAUUAAAGCUAGUUUAAAUUGAGAGAACCAAUGAAGAAAAGAACGAUGAAGUUGAUAAAGAUAAUAUUCUACUAGAUAAUAAAUUCCAGUCAAACUUAAAAAAGGAAAAUUUCCUUAUUUAAAAUUUUGAAGAAGAAAAAAAUGUCUCUCUUGAAUGGGAAACUGUAGGAACUAUAAGUAUUGAUUAGUUAAUCUCUAAAGACACACUUAUUACUAAUAAUGAUUUUUCUUGA
Molecule: messenger RNA, 1791 nt
Organism: Stylonychia lemnae
Lineage: Eukaryota; Ciliophora; Spirotrichea; Sporadotrichida; Oxytrichidae
Source: the annotation of a GenBank genome assembly